This is a messenger RNA of Debaryomyces hansenii CBS767, 1647 nucleotides long. Its product is annotated as arylsulfotransferase family protein. The record is from RefSeq and is a predicted model, not a curated record. Bases 1 to 1647 code for a protein of 548 amino acids. NCBI's taxonomy places the organism in Eukaryota, Fungi, Ascomycota, Pichiomycetes, Serinales, Debaryomycetaceae. The transcript has a single exon.
AUGAAAUCAAAUACAUUAAGUAUUAUCUCUCUAUUAACAUUUUUUAUACACUUGGUCUUUGGCGAUUGGCAGUAUCGAUCGCGGCCAGAUUUAGCUCCUCCGAAGUUGAAUAUUACAAUCUUCCCAGAUGACGAUAUUUCUCCAGGUUAUUUAUUCCUUGCUCCAUUUAGUGGAUAUGCAGAUAUUGAUACCUUUCACGGACCUCGUCAGGCUGCACCCUAUAUAUUUAACAGUGAAGGGGAAUUGGUUUGGUCCGGUUUUAGCUAUUUUUCUAUAUGGGCAACAAAUUUCCAAGCCGGUAAACUCAAUGGAAAUGAUAUCCUAUUUUCAUUUGAAGGAUCUCAUAAUCCACGUUAUGGACACGGGCAUGGACAUAUAACAUUCCUAAACCAGAAUUACGAAACUAUUAAAGAAUUAAGAGCCGGAAAUCAUAAAAUUAUUGAUAAACAUGAAUUUCACAUAAUUAACGAAACAACAGGACUAGUACAGAUUUAUCAGCCAGUACCUAAGGAUUUGACACCAUAUGGUGCUUCUGCUCAACAGCAAUGGGUUGUAGAUGCCAUCUUUCAGGAAUUAGAUAUAAAUACUGGUGAGGUCAUAUUUGAAUGGUCUUCGUUGGAGCAUGUUUCGCCGGAUGAGUCAGUAUUACCAAUUAAUCAAGGACAAGCCGGAUCAGGAUACAAUUCAAGUGAUGCUUGGGACUAUUUUCACAUUAAUUCGGUAGAUAAAGACCAGAAUGGUGAUUACUUAAUUUCCGCGAGAGAUGCUGCCUCAUUAUAUAAGAUAGAUGGCAAUACUGGAGAAAUUCUUUGGAAAUUAGGAGGUUUACCAGGAAUUACAAGCUCUGAUUUUGAAAGUGAAAAAAAUUUGACAUUUUCUUUUCAACAUCAUGCUAGGUACUUAUCAACUUCUGAUGAUGGGACUAAGCAGUUAAUAUCAUUCUAUGACAAUUCAGCCCAUGGAUCGGAAAACAAAAACGGUGGUGUGGUCAAAUAUAAUGAACACUCCAGUGGGAAAAUUAUAGAAGUCGAUACAAAAGACUGGUAUGCAAAAUUAAUCUUUAACGGGGUAUCUCCAGAUAAUUUGUUAUCAAAAUCACAAGGUUCUACACAGGUGUUAUCAAACGGAAACGUUCUAGUGAACUGGGGUUCAGAGGGUGCAAUCACGGAAUUUAAAGAUGAAAGACCAAUAUUCAAUGCGUUUGUUGAUUCAGGAGAAUUGGGACUUCAUGCCGAAAACUACCGUGCUUUCAAAUCAAACUGGACUGGGAAACCAAAUGAAAAAAUUGCCGUGUUAGGUGAAUACACAAAUGAUGGAUCUACAAAUAUAUAUGUCAGCUGGAAUGGGGAUACUGAAACGAAGAAAUGGAAAUUUUAUUCAGUCGAACAUAAUGGUUCUAGAAGAUUUAUUGGAGAAAGCCCAAGAAAGGGGUUCGAGAGCCUCAAAACAUUUGACGCAAAGUUUGCAAGAGUCUUGGUGGAGGCUUACGACUCUGAAGAAGUUUUAUUAUCUACAUCUGAUCCUGUUUAUACAGAGGCCCAAAUUUUGGCAGUAGAAAGUAGUAAAGAACAUCCUGAAUACGUAUGUGGGGAGUAUCAAACAUAUUUUUCCAGAAUCAUUGCAAGGCUAACUUCUAUAGCAAUUUAA